ACAAACAUGUUUGAUCGACCACCGGGGCGGUUGGCAGACAGUGGGAUGACUAAUGAGUUCUGACUGACACGGUCUGACUUGUGUCUCGAGAGGCUCGCUGGACGCGUCGCAACAUGCUCCUGCUGCAGAGGUCCGUUUUUAAGAGGCUUCUCCAGCACUUUUAUUCCGGAAAUCAAGGAAACGCCAAAAGUUUGGUGCCGGCCGCGCUGCCCGCUGGAGCUGCGGGACACCGGAACAAAUCAAGAAGGAUCACGUUUCACUCAAUAGCUGUCCCAGGCGAGAGGGAGCGGACUCUCAUCGCCAUAAAGCCAGAUGGAGUUCAACGUCGCCUUGUGGGGCAGAUAAUGCAGCGCUUUGAGCAGCGGGGCUUCAAGCUGGUCGGACUGAAAAUGUUGCAGGUGUCUGAGGAUCUCCUGUCUCAGCACUACUGUGACCUGAGGACUAAGCCCUUCUACCCCAGUCUGCUGGAUUACAUGAGCUCAGGGCCCGUUGUUGUCAUGGUGACGUUCCUCUCGUCUCUAAUAUUAGUGUGGGAAGGUCACAAGGUGGUCCAGACAUCUCGUACAAUGGUGGGACAUACCAACCCAGCCGAGGCCCAGGCAGGCACAGUCAGAGGAGAUUUCAGCUUUCAUGUCAGCAGGAAUGUGGUUCAUGCCAGUGAUUCACCGGAAGGGGCUCAGAGGGAGAUCCAGCUGUGGUUCCACAGUAAAGAACUCCUGAAGUGGGAGUGCUGUGACCAGACCAUCACCUGUGAAGAUGCUAAGGCCUGAAGUCUACGGCUUCGACACGGACGCAGUGAGAAUCAGUAACGGUACUUCUGCUCCUGCUGCUCAGGGAUCUGUCUGUCAAAUAAUUUACCUCAGUAAGUGCACUUAAAGUCACAAAGAUUAUUUUGGCACAAAGGUGAUUUUUUUUUCUUCUUUUUUAAUAAACCAAUUAUACUAUUAGCUGCAUGCAAAUGGAGACCUGCAACAUCCUUGGUUGAAGCAGCAGUGGAAGGAGUUUGUCAGGAUGAGAUGUAUUUUAUCACUACAUGCAAACAUUGAGGUGUUGUGUCUACCCUUAGUGGAUGACCUUAAUUAAACACGAAUGCAAGAUGAAUGAAUUGUUCCCUAAUUUACAGAUGAUAUGCACAUGAGAUAGGAGGUAAUACACAUACUAAACAUUUUUAUCAUAGUGGUGCUAUGAGUUUGUUGUGUAAUUAUUUCACUUAAAUUGUUUCAGUUCUACGGGAUUUAGGUACAUUUAUGAAAUUGUCAAGUAAUCCUUCUACCUCUGUUUAAAAGAAUAAAUAAAUCAAAUAAGAGAGUGGAGCUCUAAACUUCGGUUGGAAAUGGUUAAUGGUCAAUGUUGAUUC
This is a messenger RNA of Pungitius pungitius (ninespine stickleback), 1357 nucleotides long. RefSeq names its product NME/NM23 nucleoside diphosphate kinase 4 (gene nme4). Gene Ontology annotation, molecular function: nucleoside diphosphate kinase activity. Gene Ontology annotation, biological process: GTP biosynthetic process; UTP biosynthetic process; CTP biosynthetic process. Lineage: Eukaryota; Metazoa; Chordata; Actinopteri; Perciformes; Gasterosteidae. Bases 114 to 770 code for a protein of 218 amino acids. The record is from RefSeq and is a predicted model, not a curated record. The transcript is spliced from 6 exons.